UGUGACCACCCCUGCCAGGCUGCCGGGCUAUGGGCAGCGGCUUCAACUGCUGUUGUUGCGCAUGCUCAGAGUUUCGGCCGUAUGGCGGUGCACUCCAGCCACAGAGCUCAGCCUCGCUCGGGAGCGCCGGUUCGGUUUACGGCUGCGCGUCGUAGCGACUGGCAUUCCAGGCGUAAAGCGCGGAAGGUGCCGCACACGCCCGGUGCUGUUGGGGGUGGGGGGAAAUUUGAAGUGGAAGGCGCCAGAGACGCGCUUGGGGCUUGCUGCGGCAUGGCCGGCGCCGGGGCCUGCCUGCGGGAGCUUAGCCUCAUGGACAGGGGCGUGCGGAGUUUGUUGGAGCUAUCUUUAAACUCAGAACUUCAUACAAUCAACCUACACUGUAACCAGAUCUCCAAGAUUGAAGGGCUUGGCUGCCUGUGGAAUUUGCAGCAUUUAGAUUUGUCAUCUAAUCAAAUAAGCAAGAUUGAAGGACUAAGUGCUCUUACUAAUCUGCGCACCCUAAAUUUGUCCUGUAACUUGAUAACAAAAGUGGAGGGACUGGACAAACUGCUUAAUUUAACAAAACUGAAUUUGUCAUACAACCGUAUACAUGAUCUGGGUGGAUUUCUGUACCUGCGUGGAACCAGUCAUAAGAUUAGUCACAUUGAUCUCCAUAGCAACUGCAUAAGUAACAUUAACCAUUUACUCCAGUGCAUGGUAGGACUGAACUAUUUGACUAGUCUUACUUUAGAAAAAAAUGGAAAGAAUAAUCCAAUCUGUGACAUAACAGGUUACAGAGAAAUCAUUCUACAGACUUUGCCCCAGCUAACAGUCCUAGAUGGAAGGAAUAUAUUUGGUGAACCAGUAAAUGUGAUUGAAGACCUUUCAGAUUUGCAAUGUUUAGAAGGCCUUUUAGAUUGCUUGGCUUCAUCCAGUUCCCCAUUAAAUGAUAACCAGAAUUGCAUUGACUUGCCAGUAAUCACACCUCAUAUUGACCAAGUGUUGGCUCGGUUUCGGCAACGUGGAAACAUGCCAAUGCAAAGCACCUGCAGUUCUACAGAGCCAGUUUCUUCAGAACCAGAAAGAGCUAAACUUGAUAGCAUACCCAGUGAGAUAAGGAUAAGAAAAUUAGAGGAUCAAAUUUCACAGCUUUUGCAAAAGGUGUCUCAUUCUUCAAGCGGUGGAGCUCCUCUAGUUCUUAAAGCUAAGAGAGACACAGAUCUGACUUCUGAAAGCGAGUGUGAAAUUGGAAAGGAGAACAACAGAAAAGUGGCUAAAAGAAGCAAGAUCCCUACUUAUCGUAAAGUUAACUUGUCUUCUAAAAACCAUGCAAACAAUCUGAAAGGCAAAAUAACUGCCAGGUAUUUUCUGUUUUGCCAUAUGAGCUUUGAGUUAAUAUGAAAAAUGAAGUACUUUCACAGGUAAUUCAGUUUUAACUUGAAGUGCUUUUUGUAAAUAUGCUUUCUAGUACCUGCUUUAUGGAAACACAUUCCCAAAUUUUAGAAAUUGCUUUCAUAGUUUUAUUGCUCAAUGCAGCAAUAUUUUCUGAACUACUGAAAGAUUUUUUUUCAUGAAGAAAUUUUUUUAAAAUGACCGGUCCCACCCUGUUGAAAGGACUAGCUAUCUAUAUGCAAAGAACUUUCAUACCUUAGUACUCAACAUUAGUCUGUUUCUCUCACUUUGGGAAAUGAUGGGAAAAGAUCUUCAUAAUAUGAUACCUAGCAGGAAAGCUAGGCAAGUACUUUAGAUGUGGCGAGGAGUUGUACUUUAUGUAAAAGAGCCAUAUGAUUGCUCAGAGUUCCAGUGUGAAACUGGAGAUAGGCUUGUUGAGAGUCUCUGGGUUAGGGUUAGAGGGGAGAGCAACAAAGGUGAUGUUGUGGUGGGGGCCUGCUAUAGACUACCAGACCAGGAGGAAAUAGUGGAUGAGUCUUUCUUCAAACAGCAAGCAGAAGUUUCCCUAUCACAGACCUUGGUUCUCAUGGGGACUUCAGUCACCCGGACAUCUGCUGGGAGGACAUUACAGCAGUGCACAGGCAAUCCAGGAAGUUUUUUGGAGAGUAUUGGGGACAACU
This is a messenger RNA of Alligator sinensis (Chinese alligator), 2051 nucleotides long. RefSeq names its product leucine rich repeat and coiled-coil centrosomal protein 1 (gene LRRCC1). Bases 82 to 1380 code for a protein of 432 amino acids. The transcript has 7 exons. The record is from RefSeq and is a predicted model, not a curated record. Gene Ontology annotation, molecular function: protein binding. Gene Ontology annotation, cellular component: cytoplasm; centrosome. NCBI's taxonomy places the organism in Eukaryota, Metazoa, Chordata, Crocodylia, Alligatoridae.